AUGGCAACGCCCCAGGCCAGCAUCAUUUGGGAGAAGGAUGGUGUGCCGCUCGUCACGGAUACGGCCGCGUCUCCCUAUCGCACAAAGAAUCUUAAUGGAAACCUGGAACUGCGCAUUAACAACUGCUCAACGGCCGAACUCGGAAAGUACACUGUUGUCGCCUACAACAGUGCCGGUGAAACACGCUCUUCCUGUGUUCUUUCGGGGAAGACGGAGACAGUUUUCCGUGUCCCACGCAUCGUAAAGCAGCUCAACGAUCAGUACCUGACCUCUGGACAGCGCGCCGUCUUCGAAGUGGAGGCCUCGGGCAACCCAAUGCCGGAGUUCAAGUGGGAAAAGGAUGGAUUUGAACUGCGACAGGACGUGAAGCCGACCGUUAUCAUGUCGACCACGGCUGAAGGUCGUGCCACACUAACCAUUCCCGUGGUGGAGGCAUCCCACGCCGGUCUCUACUCCUGUAUAGCCCACAAUCGUAUCGGGCGAGACCGCACAUCCAGUUUCGUCUACGUGGACGGUGGCAGUGGCAGUGGAUCUCUGUCACGUAGGAAGGAAACCCGAACUAGCGCCACAGCUGCGGAACAGAGCCGUCCUCCACCACGUCCUGCCAGUGCCAAAGAAUCUCUCGUUGCUGCAUCAACCGGAGAAGGAGGAGCAUUCGAGGUCAUUACCGAUCUACCGAAGAUGGUUGAGGUGAACGAGGGCGAGGAACUGCGACUGGCUUGCAUUGUCCUGGAGUGGAAGUUUGGAAGCGGCGAUGCAGAAAGCCGAAUGAAGUUAACAGCUUUACUUGAUGACACCUUUUCAGCCACCUGGUCAAAAGGCGGUCGCACUCUCGCCUUUGAUGGCCGUCGACGAAUUACCCGCAACCUACAAGGCGAAUUCUGUCUUACAAUUGAUCAGACCAUGUCCAACGACGCCGGUCGCUACACCCUCACGAUCCAACCGUCCGUGGCCGCCAGUGAGGAACCGUUGGUUUUGCACACACGAGUAGACGUCAAACCGAAGGCGCGCACGAAAAUCUCAUUCACUGAACGAAGGGAAUCCUACGAUAACUAUCGUUCAACCCGUUCAUGGUCUCGUCAGGAGGGUAAAUACCAGCGACGCUACAGUUCUCGCGAGUCCUCCUUCACGAGUUACAACUGA
Messenger RNA from Dibothriocephalus latus, 1143 nucleotides. NCBI's taxonomy places the organism in Eukaryota, Metazoa, Platyhelminthes, Cestoda, Diphyllobothriidea, Diphyllobothriidae. The record is from the annotation of a GenBank genome assembly.